Canis lupus familiaris (dog) is the source of this 4963-nucleotide messenger RNA. RefSeq names its product epidermal growth factor (gene EGF). Lineage: Eukaryota; Metazoa; Chordata; Mammalia; Carnivora; Canidae. Gene Ontology annotation, molecular function: calcium ion binding. The record is from RefSeq and is marked validated.
AGGGAGUCAUUCUACAUUGCAAAAAGAGACCCGGUGUUUGGGGAGGAAUCCUAUCUCUGUAUUUCUUCCUGCAGCCCCAUUGAGGGUUGUGGUCGGAACUUUCCAUCCCUUUCCUUUCUCCCUCUCUCUCUAUCUCUCUCUCUGUCUGUCCCUGUCUUUCUCUCUGUCUCUCUCCCUUCCUCCCUCUCUCGCGGUGGCCCAGGCUGCUCUGCCGGUCACGGUGAAGUCAGCGGCAGGCCUCUGGACAGUGGGCCCUGGAACUGCGAAAUUUGUCACACGGGUGUCAGGUAUUUCUUACUGACUUGCCAAGAACGUAGAUGAAGAAAUCUUUCCUGAACGUCCGUUUCAGGCUGCAGGCCGCUCUCCGGGGUUGAAGGAGGAAGAACGGGAGGACCACGGCAGAGGAGCAGAGAAAAAGAUGCUCCGGGGCUGCGGGCCAACCCAGGGGGACACGCUUGGGGUCAGACGCACCCACUUUGCCCGGGCUAUGCUCGAGCGAAGGCAAGUUCUUUUCUGUUGAAAGUUCGAGCCCCCUCAAGAUUAUGCUGCUCCCCCUUAUCAUUCUGUGGCCGGUAGUUUUUAAAUGUAGUUUUGCUAGUCUCUCAGACCCGGAGAACUGGAACUGUCCUGAAGUCUCUCCCUCAGGAAAGGGGAGCCCUGCUUGUGUGGGUCCUGCACCCUUCUUAAUUUUCUCCCAUGGAAUCAGUAUCUUUAGGAUUGACCUGGAAGGCACUAAUCAUGAGCAAUUGGUGGCAGAUGCUGGUGUAUCAGUGAUCAUGGAUUUUCAUUAUAAUAAAGAAAGAAUCUAUUGGGUAGAUCCAGAAAGACAACUUUUGCAAAGAGUUUUUCUGAAUGGGACAAGGCAAGAGAGAGUAUGCAAUAUAGAGAAAAAUGUUUCAGGAAUGGCAAUAAAUUGGAUAAAUGAAGAACUUAUUUGGUCAAAUCAACAGGAAGGAAUCAUCACAGUAACAGAUAUGAAAGGAAACAAUUCGCGAGUUCUCUUAAGAGCCUUAAACUAUCCUGCAAAUGUAGCAAUUGAUCCAAUAGAAAGGUUUAUAUUUUGGUCUUCAGAGGUGGCAGUGGCUGGCAGCCUUCACAGAGCAGAUCUCAAUGGUGUGGAAGAGAAGAUUCUUUUACAGACAUCAGAAAGAAUAACAGCUGUGUCAUUGGAUGUGCUUGAUAAACAGCUUUUUUGGAUUCAGUACAGCAGAGAUGGAAGCAAUUCUCAUAUUUAUUCCUGUAAUUAUGAUGGAGGUUCUGUCCAUCUUAGCAAACAUCUUACACAGCAUAAUUUUUUUGCAAUGUCCCUUUUUGGGAAUCAGAUCUUCUAUUCAACAUGGAAAAAGAAGACAAUUUGGAUAGCUAACAAACACAGUGGGAAGGAUAUGGUUAGAAUUAACCUAGAUUCAUCAUUUGUACCACCUGGUGGAAUCAAAGUAGUGCAUCCACUCUUACAGCCCAAGGCAGAGAGUGGCACUUGGGCACCUGAUCAGAAACUCUGCAAAUGGAAGCAAGGUAACUGCAGAGGCAGCACGUGUGGUCAAGAUUCAAAGUCCUAUUCAUGCACGUGUGCAGAGGGAUAUACUUUAAGCCAAGAUGGAAAAUACUGUGAAGAUGUCAAUGAAUGUGCCUUUUGGAAUCAUGGCUGUACUCUUGGGUGUGAAAACAUCCCUGGAUCUUAUUAUUGCACAUGCCCUGUAGGAUUUAUUCUGCUUCCUGAUGGGAAACGGUGUCAUCAAUUAAUUGCCUGUCCGAGCAAUACAUCUAAAUGUAGCCAUGACUGUGUUCUGACAUCAGAUGGUCCCAUAUGUUUCUGUCCUGAAGGCUCAGUGCUUGAGGCAGAUGGAAAAACAUGUAGUGGCUGUUCAUCACCUGAUAAUGGUGGAUGUAGCCAGCUCUGCCUCCCUCUCAGCCCAGUAUCCUGGGAAUGUGGUUGCUUUCCUGGGUAUGACCUACAACUGGACAAACAAAGCUGUGCAGCAUCAGGACCACAACCAUUUUUGCUGUUUGCCAAUUCUCAAGAUAUUCGACACAUGCAUUUUGAUGGAACAGAUUAUGGAACCCUGCUCAGCCAGCAAAUGGGAAUGGUUUUUGCCCUUGAUCACGACCCUGUGGAAAAUAAGAUAUACUUUGCCCAUACAGCCCUGAAGUGGAUAGAGAGAGCUAACAUGGAUGGUUCCCAGCGAGAAAGGCUUAUUGAGGAAGGAGUGGAUGUGCCAGAAGGUCUUGCCAUAGAUUGGAUUGACCGUAAAUUCUACUGGACAGACAGCGGAAAAUCUCUUAUUGAAGGGAGUGAUUUAAAUGGAAAACAUCGUGAGGUAAUCAUCAAGGAAGACAUCUCUCAGCCACGAGGAAUUGCUGUUCAUCCAAUGGCCAAGAGAUUAUUCUGGACUGAUAUGGGGAUUAAUCCACGAAUUGAAAGUUCUUCCCUUCAAGGCAUUGGCCGACUGGUUAUAGCUAGCUCUGAUCUGGUCUGGCCCAGUGGAAUAACGAUUGAUUAUGUAACUGACAAAUUGUACUGGUGUGAUACCAAGCUGUCUGUGAUUGAGAUGGCCAAUCUGGAUGGUUCAAAACGCCAAAGACUUGCCCAGAACGAUGUAGGUCACCCAUUUGCUAUGGCCGUGUUUGAGGAUCACGUGUGGUUCUCUGAUUGGACUAUGCCAUCAAUAAUAAGAGUGGACAAGAGGACUGGCAAAAACAGGGUACGUCUCCGAGGCAGCAUGCUGAAGCCUUCAUCACUGGUUGUAGUUCAUCCAUUGGCAAAACCAGGAGCACAGCCCUGCUUAUAUCAAAAUGGAGGCUGUGAACAUAUUUGCAAAGAGAGGUUUGGAACUGCUCAAUGUUUGUGUCGUGAAGGUUUUGUGAAAGCCCCAGAUGGGAAAAUGUGUCUGGCUCUGAAUGGCCAUCAGAUACCGGCAGUAGGUAGUGAAGCAGAUCUAAGUAAUCACGUAACGCCAGGGGAUGUCUUACCCAGAAGUGAAGGAUUUGAAGAUAACAUUACAGAAUCUCAGCAUAUGCUAGUGGCCGAAAUCAUGGUGUCAGAUGCUGACGACUGUGCUCCUGUGGGAUGCAGUACAUGGGCUGAGUGUGUUUCAGAGGGAGAAAAUGCCACAUGUCAGUGUUUGAAAGGAUUUACUGGGGAUGGAAAGCUAUGUUUUGACAUAGAUGAAUGUGAGAUGGGCAUCACGAUUUGCCCUCCUACCUCCUCAAAGUGCGUCAAUACUGAAGGUGGUUAUGUUUGUCAGUGCUCAGAAGGCUACCGAGGCGAUGGGAUCCACUGUCUGGAUAUUAAUGAGUGCCAACUGGGCAUGCACACCUGUGGGGAAAAUGCCACCUGUACAAAUAUGGAGGGAAACUAUACCUGCAUGUGCGCUGGCAGCCUGUCUGAACCUGGACAGAUAUGUGCUGACUCUACUCCGCCUUCUCAUCCCAUGGAGGACAGUCACUAUUCUGUGAGAAAUGGUUAUCGGGAAUGCCCCUCAUCCUAUGAUGGGUACUGCCUCUAUAAUGGUGUGUGUAUGUACAUUGAAGCAGUCGACAGAUACGCAUGCAACUGUGUUUUUGGCUACGUCGGGGAGCGAUGUCAGCACCGAGACCUGAAAUGGGAACUGCGCCACGCGGGCCAGGGCCGGCAGCGGCAGGUCGCCGCGGUGGCCGUGGGCGUGGCCGUGCUCGUCCUGCUGCUGCUGCUCGGGCUGGGGGGCGCGCACUGCUACAGGACUAAGAAGUUGUCAUCAAAAAAUUUAAAGAAUCCUUAUGAAGAGCCAAGCAGAGAAGGUAGCAGUAGCAGGCCUUCAGACAGCGAGGCUAGGAUGGCCUCUUGUCCCCAACCUUGGUUUGUGGUUAUAAAGGAACAUCAAAAUCUCAGGAAUGGAAGUCAACCUAUGGCCCUCAAGGAUGGUGAGUCAGCAGAUGUUAGCCGGUUUUCCUCUCCAGAGCCAGGGUCAGUAAAACGGACCUCAUGGAGAAAUGAACACCAGUUAUAUAAGGACACAGAGCAAGGCUGCUGCACUCCACCAUCCAGUAAUAGAGGCACCGGCUCUCAGUCAAUGGAGCAGAGCUUUUCUGUCCCCUCCUAUGAGGCACAGCCCAUUGCUUUGGGGGUUGAGAAGCCACAGUCUCUCCUAUCAGCUAACCCUUAUUGCAACAAAGGGCCCCAGAUCCACCACACCAAAUGAAGCUGAUUCAGUGACAACUGGAAUUAAAAGGUCAAAAAGUAUAAACUGUAUUGAUAGACGGUAAUAUUUCAUUUCAAAAAGUAGAGGGAAAAUACAGAUUUUGGUGCCACAAUCUCUUCAACUAAUCACCAACCCAGGGUCCUGGAGACAAAUAUGUAGUUGUGCUUUUGUUUCUUCCUUCAAGCAGUCCCACUGCAGAUUUUCAAGUAAGAGCAACUGGGAGAAUCACUAGGGAACUCAUUAGAAACUGGAACACAGUAUUACUCUGUGUUAUCUUCUGUAGUCAAUACAGACAGAUUUUUUUUUCUCUGCAGCCCCAGAAGAAAUUAGGUGAAAGCAGGUAACCACACUUGUCUGUUUAUAUAAGGUAAUUCCUUUUAUCUGGACAGAAUAUUUAGUUCAAUCUUAUAAAAAUGAUUAGAAUAUUAAAAUUGCUGUUAUGAUACAUUGUAGGUACCUAACCUACCAUCGGUGUGGUCCAUGCUGUUAAUUUCAUGGAAUGAAUUUUUAUAAAUUGACCAAAAAAUGUAUUAACUUAGAACCUGAUUUCUUUGGAAUGAGUUGGCUUAUUUUUUCUAUUUUAAAAUCUUUGAAUUAAAAUAUUUUAUUUUUAAAAAAUAACUCAAGAGACGUCGGUGUUUCUCAAGCUUUACUAUUCUUUCCCCAUGAAAUGUUUUUAAUGAAAACGGUAAAUUUUCCUUUCAUGUGUUGGCACAGAAUUUUUACUUCUUUUCAAAUAUGAGAUUGCAAGCAAAUUUUCAGAUUUAUUUUCAUUUUGAACAACG